Molecule: messenger RNA, 2498 nt
Organism: Pyrus x bretschneideri (Chinese white pear)
Lineage: Eukaryota; Viridiplantae; Streptophyta; Magnoliopsida; Rosales; Rosaceae
Product: PHD finger protein EHD3-like
Exons: 8
Coding region: 349-2160 (603 amino acids)
Source: RefSeq, a predicted model, not a curated record
UGAUUAGUACAAAUAAAAUCAAGAAAAGGAAAAAAAAAACCGUCCGAGUCACAAGCUCUCCCUCUCUCUGUGCUUAUGAGUGUUGAAAAUUCCCAGAUAGGAGUAAGAUUCUCAUCAUACUGAACCAGGUCUCCCACAAGUCACAAACCUCUCGCUCCUCCUCCUCCUCAGAUUUUUAGGGUUCCGGUUCUCUUUGGGGCGCUUGAAAACUGUUCUUUCAGUUUGCUCGAUGUAAACAACAUAUUACGUUUUACUGAUGAUUCCAAGAUUUGGGUUGGUUUAGGUGGGUGCUGCGAAACCCUAUUUUUCACGCUGUGAAGUGUGAUAAAAUUAGGGGUUUGAUUUGCAAUGGGAGUCGAAGAAGGAAACAGCAAUGACGAUGGUAUGGAAUCCAAUAAAGAAGUUGAAUGCUUGAAGAGUGAAUCCAAUGGAUUUGGAAAUUGUAAUGACAUUGCCAAAGGCAGCUCUGGUGCAAGUGAGGGUGUUCAAACUUAUAAAAGGCGGAGGCAGGCGAGGUUCCGUUGGGAUAGCAGGUCACAGGAUGAUGGGGGAGCUGAUGUGGAAUCAUCGAGUCAAUUAGCAGACCAGCGUCUAAAGGAACCAUUGUGCACAGAUAUACACAAUAACUCUUGUGAGCAAGUCCAUGUUCGCAUGAAUAGUUCAGAUGCACGUUCAGAUAGGCACUGGACAACUUCCGUACUAGAGAACAUGUAUGAGUCACUAGGUGAUGAUGAAGGUGGUGUACAAGAGUGCAUCCGAGAAGCGAUUGCGCAUUUUCAAGAGGUUGAUCACACAACACGAGUUAAGGAAUCUGGUCAUCAUAAUGAGGAUAGGCACCGAUACUGUUUUCUUACACGGUCUAUAUUGAAUAGAUCUCAAAAUGCCGCCAGCAGGCAUGCUGGUGUUAUAUCUAAUGGAUCUUCAAAUAAAUCAAAUCAUCAUACAGUUACCGCAAUGUGUCAGCACGCUUUUUAUAAUGUUUUAGUUUCAGAAAAGUUUGCCUCUUUGUGCAAACUGCUGCUGGAAAAUUUUCAAGGAAUCAAGGAUGACAGCAUUUUUGACUUUAGUCUUAUAAACUCAAGGAUGAAAAGGGGAGAUUAUGAGCACUCGCCUAUGCUCUUCUCAAAUGAUAUGCAACAGGUAUGGAGAAAGCUUCAAGUGAUUGGUACCAACAUGAUUUCUCUUGCAAAAAACCUCUCGGAUGUGUCAAGGGCUUCUUACAAUGAACAGGUGGGAGGUUUAGUCCACAAUACAAUGAAAUAUGGAAAAAAUGAGUUCUACCCCUUGGGAUCUGACUUUCACACUAAACUGAAGCAAACAGAGGAUUGUUGUGUGCACAGUGUAUGCACUUGCAGGUGCUGCGGAUGCUGUGCAAAUGGGAAAGAUUGUUUAGUAUGUGAUUCAUGUGAGGAGAUGUACCAUAUCUCUUGCAUUGAGCCUGCUGUCAAACAGAUUCCUCCAAGUUGGUAUUGUGCUAGGUGCACUGCAAGUGGUCUUGGAUCAUCCCAUGAGAACUGUGUCGUGUGUAAGAAGUUGAAUGUGGCCAAGACUCUAGUUGAUGGAGUUGGAGGUGAAAGUGUUGCUACAGACGAAGAAACAGUCAAUGAGACAGGUCAAAAUUCAAAAUUGAGUGCAGAUGAUGGAAUCCAACUAUCAGAAGAAAGCAAAGAAAUUUGCAAGACUUGUGGACUUGUGGUAGAAAACGGUGAGAGGUUGAGGAUAUGUGGUCAUCCAUACUGCCCCAAGAAAUACUACCAUAUGAGGUGUCUGACAACUAACCAGUCAAGAUCGUACGGUCCCCGAUGGUACUGCUAUUCUUGUCUAUGCAGAAGUUGUCUCACUGAUAAGGAUGAUGAUAUGAUUGUGCUUUGUGAUGGCUGUGAUCAUGCGUACCACCUCUAUUGCAUGGAACCACCACGGACCUCUAUUCCUGCUGGAAAAUGGUUUUGCAGAAAAUGUGAUGCAGGAAUUAAGGCCAUACGCAAGGCAAGAAAGGCUUAUGAUAAGAAAGAAAAGACAGAGAGAGAGAAAGAUGAAGGAUCAAGGAAAGAAAAAUGCGAUGACAGGGAAUCAGAACAAGGUAGAGGGGGUAUGGAGGUGCUUCUCUGCGCAGUCAAUACUCUAGAUGAUGAAGAGGUUAUGAAGAGUAAAAAAGAAUGAGACAAUUUUCUGGGGACAUGUUUUUGUGAGUAACGAUUUUGAUUUUUGUAGGUCUAUCUCAAGGCUACGAAGUCUGUUAGUUUUCGUUGGAGGCGAUAUUUUGGUAGGUUAUAAAUUCUGUUAGAUUCUGCUUAUUUUUGGAUAACUCAGCGAAAGACAAGAUACCAAAAUGGCUGUAAAUUUAGUUUCUUUGUUGCUAAAAGUGCAGUAUAAGAAAACAGCAACUCGGUAAAUGAUCAUUUUAACAGCCAACAUUGAACAAACUGGUGGUUUCUACUUUUGUAAGUACUUAGUUUUGAAAGGUAUCAGAAAGUAAUUUUCGCGCUUAUGUUGUAAAA